Messenger RNA from Desarmillaria tabescens, 1599 nucleotides. RefSeq names its product iron transporter. Gene Ontology annotation, cellular component: membrane. The transcript is spliced from 13 exons. The record is from RefSeq and is a predicted model, not a curated record. The coding region runs from base 1 to 1599 and encodes 532 amino acids. Gene Ontology annotation, biological process: iron ion transmembrane transport. NCBI's taxonomy places the organism in Eukaryota, Fungi, Basidiomycota, Agaricomycetes, Agaricales, Physalacriaceae. Gene Ontology annotation, molecular function: iron ion transmembrane transporter activity.
AUGCCAGCCACCCAAGAGGAAUCCAUAGCUCGGACUGAUGUCAUACAACUGACAGACAUACGUUCUGUCUACGAGGAUGCCCCCGAUGACUCUCAAUCAAGAUCAUCUCGACAUAACAUUUUUUUGCCCCACGUCCUGGAACCUGAUGCGUCGCCUUUACCAUCACGAAACCAUCCGAUCCGUACAAAAUCUCUAGCUUUACUUACUUCCCUUCAUUUUUCAAGCACCUGGGGAGACCGAUGUUUCGAGUUCGCAGCGUAUCUCUUUCUUAUCCAGAUUUUCCGUUCUACCCUGCUUCCUGCGUCUAUAUUUGGGUUUUGCACGACUGGUGCCGCGAUCGUUUUAUCGGGAUGGAUGGGGCAUCUAGUUGACAAACGGCACCGAUUACGCAUCCUACAACUGGCAAUAUUCUUCCAAAAGGUCGCUACCGCAAGUGCUUAUGCAGCAUUCACGGCUAUCUUCUUUAUCGAUAAACUCUUGGAGGCCGGGUCCCAAGGUAAAAAUGCCGAAGGCCCUAUAUGGGCACUCUUCAUUGCCAUCGUGCUAUCUGGCAUGGUCAUCAAGCUGGCUACUGUGUGCAUCCAGAUUAGCAUAGAGAGAGAUUGGGCUACUACCAUCGGAGAAGGCGACACCGUACGCCUUAUGAGGAUAAACACUUGGCUGCGUCGUAUAGACUUGAUAUGCAAACUGAUAUCCCCGCUAUUUGUCUCUAUGCUGACGACCGCAGUUUCCUACCGCUUUGCGGCAGCCUUCUUGUGCGGUAUGGCCGUCACCACUGCUUCCAUCGAGAUCCCGUUAUCUCAUGUCGUGUAUAAAAUGUUCCCCGCCCUUGAGUCAGAAUACCAGCAGCGUAUGGCGAAUUCUCGGGACGCAGACCAAAAGAGUCACAACCAGAAAUUCUCAUUCAAGCGUUGGAUCGAUCCGAGACCGACCUUUCGGGACUGGCAAGAGUUCUCUCAUUUUCCUGUGUUUUACAAUCAUACCUCAAAGCCGCUAGAGACUGGAAUGAGUAGGCUUAUUUCCUCUUCUGUUUCAUGGUGUUUACAAACAAUCAUCGAUAGUCCUUUCAUCGCAGGUAUGAGAGCGAUCUGCACUGUAACAGGCCUCAUAGGAACGAUUCUUCUCCCCCAUGUCGAGCGUAAAAUCGGCUUGAUUCGGUGUGGUGCUUGGUCCAUCUGGUCGGAGGUCGUUACUUUAGUGCCCACGGUAUUGGCAUUGUACAUUGGAGUUCCCAAGGGAAUCGGCCAUGGGCCUGCGUAUAACAACGCGAUGCUCUUUGGAGGGAUGGCACUCUCACGUGUAGGACUCUGGAUGUUCGAUUUGGCACAACUACAGAUCCUGCAAGAAGCCCUUGAGCACCAUCCUCGAAGAAACACCCUCACAGCUUUGCAGUACUCUCUCAUGAACACAUUCGAUAUGCUGAAAUACGUCUUGACUAUGAUCCUAUCUGAUCCUCAACAGUUUCGUUGGGCAGGGCUAGUGUCGUGGAUUGUCGUUUUCUUUGGAGGACUUCUUUACGGCGUCUACGUAUAUAAGAGUCGCGGACAUAUCGUCCACGUGGAAUGGGUUUACAGAGUUAUCGGGAAGAAGAAUGAAUAA